AUGAACGACGCUGUCGAAGAAGCCAAGCGCGCCGCCGCAAAGAUUGCGGUCGCCAAUCACUACCCUAAAAACGCUCGCUGGGUCGGCAUUGGCAGUGGCACGACGAUUGUCUACGUCGUCGAGGCCAUUACGGCUCUCGGGGUCGACACCUCCAACACCCGCUUUGUCCCCACGGGCUACCAGUCGCGCCAGUGCAUUCUCAGCGCAGGUCUGACCCCGGUGGAAUUUGAUGCGCUGCCCACGGGAACCGUGCUGGAUGUCGCUUUCGACGGCGCGGAUGAGGUGGACGAGGAUCUGAACUGUAUCAAGGGCGGCGGUGCUUGUCUCUUCCAGGAAAAGCUUGUUGCGAUGCAAGCAAAGGAAUUCAUCUGCGUGGCAGAUUCGCGCAAACUUCAAACUCGUCUGCUUUCCAAUUGGAAGUAUAUUCCCAUUGAAGUCGCCCCCAUUGCGGCCUUCCGCGUUCAAAGGAGACUGGUCGAACUCGGCUCUAUCAACCCCGCCAUCCGCAUGAACAAGGAUCUCAAGCAAGGUCCUCUCAAGACCGACCAGGCCUUCUUCCUCAUCGAUGCCCCCUUCAAGCCGCUCUUGACCAAGGCAGAUGUUGCCAAUGGCCAGGACGGCUCAGGCACGGACGGUGUGUGGGAAGUAGGUGCGCUGUCGGAGAAGAUCAAAGAAAUCACCGGCGUCCUCGACGUUGGUAUUUUCUUCGGUAUGACCGGCCCCCAGGCCACCGCGGCCGGUGGUCUGGGUGGCCAACGGCCGGUGGCGGCGUACUUUGGUAUGCCCGAUGGGACUGUCUCUGUGCGCAAAGCGUCUUAG
Messenger RNA from Penicillium oxalicum, 819 nucleotides. RefSeq names its product ribose-5-phosphate isomerase RKI1. The record is from RefSeq and is a predicted model, not a curated record. The transcript is spliced from 2 exons. Gene Ontology annotation, cellular component: intracellular membrane-bounded organelle. Gene Ontology annotation, molecular function: ribose-5-phosphate isomerase activity. The coding region runs from base 1 to 819 and encodes 272 amino acids. Gene Ontology annotation, biological process: D-ribose metabolic process; pentose-phosphate shunt, non-oxidative branch. Lineage: Eukaryota; Fungi; Ascomycota; Eurotiomycetes; Eurotiales; Aspergillaceae.